Messenger RNA from Notolabrus celidotus (New Zealand spotty), 4348 nucleotides. RefSeq lists its product as uncharacterized. The transcript is spliced from 6 exons. Bases 392 to 4186 code for a protein of 1264 amino acids. Lineage: Eukaryota; Metazoa; Chordata; Actinopteri; Labriformes; Labridae. The record is from RefSeq and is a predicted model, not a curated record.
CACAGCGGCCUAAUGUAAGCAGCAGACUAAUUAUGAAACAAGUCUGUUACAUUCAUCUCAGAAACCUUCACACAUUUUUGUGGCCGGACAGAAACUCUGCUCACCUACAUCCGCAAACUGUGCAACCACGGAGACUCGUCAUGAUGCAGGGGCGACUCAGCUGUGUUAAUCAGCUUCUUCCUCAUAAUAACACACCGGACAUGCCUGAUUCAGGAACCGUGACUGACUGACAGCCAACGGGGGUGUCCAAAAACCCGUCCUACAGUUUGUUACCGAGUUUCUGUUUGAAUAUCAAAAUAUCACCGACAGGCUGGUUUAAGUUCUUCGACUUUCCAAGGUUAAAUCCAGAGAAGAUCAACACAUUAAAGACAACUAGACGGAAGUUUUGAAGAUGGACUCCGACGGUCCUCUUGUCAGCAGGGUGGAGAGAACUUUCUGGACAGUUUGGUACUAUAUAACUGGAGCUGUGAACAGAUUGCUUAGGCCGGAGUCGGAAAACACUGUCGGCAACGACCCCAACUCCCCCCAGGAGACUGCAGUUGACCGUGAGCUCGCAAAGUGUAGUCAAAAGGAUGAAGUUAGUGAUGGGGAAGUCCAAGGGGAACAGACUCUUGCGACGGCCUCUCUGCUUAGCCCCUCUCGGCCGGCUGUGGCUUGGGAUCUUUGCACCACAGAAAUAGAUCUGGGAACUGAAAUGAAAGACUCUGAAAAAGAUGAGGACAAGAGAGAGGAAGAGUUGGUCCAAAUAGGGUGUGAUGAGUCAGAGCUGCUUGUUGCUAAAGAUAACAAAGAAGACAAUGAAGGGAAUCUGGAAUUGUACAUUCACAGACAAGUUGAGAUGCUUGAAUAUGAAAAGACAGAUGAAUUAAUGAUCGCAAGGUCCCAGAUUCUUAUAAAUAACGCCAUCAGUGAAGACUUGGCUGGUACUGAAGAGGAGACUGAGAGGAUGAAGACACCAGAUUUCCAAACAGUGGAGGAAAUCACAACCAGGGUCCAGGAACAGGAAGAAGAUGACAUUGAGAUACGAUUGAACACAGCCACAGAUCUGCCUCCAAAAGAGGAAGCCAGCAUACACAAAGAGGAGGCAAGUAGUCAGAGGAUCAUGGUAGAAGUAGAAAACAGUAAUAGUGUUUUAUUGCAGGCUUCUGAAAAUGAAAACAGGUCUGAUGAGGGUACAGUAAAGGAUGACAGUGAAGAACUUGUAGAUGUAAGCAUCCCUGUGUCUGAACUAAUAGUUGCCGGACUGGAGCAUGCAAUGGCACCCAGAAAUAAGAAUGAUGAAUCUGACAAGGUGAAAGAACAUUUGGAUGAGAGCAAAAUGGAAGAGGUAGAGCAGGUUGUGAUUGAGGAAGACAAUGUGAACAAGGCUGAAGAAGACCAGGCUUUAGAUGAUGUGCCGGAGCAUAAAGGUGAGAUUCCAACCAUCACUGGAGACAGGAAAGAUGCUGAAACUGAGCUGUAUACAGAGGGAAGGCAAAAGGAUGUGGCAAGGGACAUCAAGGUACAAAUCAACAUAACAGGGAUGGAUGAUGGUGAAACAGAGCGUUAUGGUGCAGGGAUCAAUGAAAAGGCUGGUGUGGAUUCAUCCAACAUUCCAGCAGAUGACAAAAUUCUGGAUAAAGAUCAGGUGCAAGAAGGUAACGAGGAAAGAGUCACCUCAGUUACAGUAAAAGAUGAAGGGGAGACUAGACAGGAAACAAGCUGGGAGUUUCAAAAUAUCCCUGAGGGUGUAUUUAAAGGCCAGUCUGUGGUGUCGCAGGAGCCCAAACCUUUAACAUGCAAGGAAGCACAAGAGGGAGUUCCUGAAUACAACAAUGAGCCAGAGCCAGAUGAAAAUACAACACAAAGGUUCCUGGAAGUUGGAGAUUCUAAGGAAGUCCAGAGCACUCAAUUACCAGAAGAGGUGGAGAGCGAAGAGCUAGAGAGCCUUCAAAACAGUGGCAGCAAAACUGGAGCUGACUAUUUAGAGGUGAGGGAGCAUAUUGAAAAGGGACAAGAAAGCAAGAGCAACUUUGAUUUGGGUGGUAGUGAACUGCAACAAGAAACAAAGAAACCGCUUUUUGAACCAAUACCUCAAGAACUGGGACCUUUAUCUGUGGAAGAGGACAGGGAGUUAUUGGUUACCUCAAUGAAGACAGGGAUCAAUCACUCUGAAAAGGAGUUUGAGUCAGACUUUGGCUUAACAAGCAAGAAAGAUCUGCAAGAUGGGGCUGAAGAUAUUUUGGUUGACAUGGAUGAAGGAUUAAGGGAUCCCAAGGAGGCAGAGGAUGCUCUAGAUAGCUUUAUGAAGACAGAAAAUUUGGACGUACUGGAAGCUGUAGACCUCCUUGAAGCUGGUGAGCAGACAACAAAGACUUACCUUCAGGAAUCAGUAGAUGCAGUAAGCUUAGAGCAAAACAUCAACGAGACAUAUAGUCUAAUUGAGGAUAUUACUGCCAUAGGAUUUAUGAAACAGUCUGUAGAAACAGAGCUUCAAUUACUUGCAGAGGCAGAACAGGAAGAUUCGAGUACAGGUUUGGAAAUAGCAAGCCAUGGAGUUGUGCAGAAGGUAGCUGAAGUUGUAGUGCAGAGCAAAAAAGAGGACAUUUCAGAUUUGGAGGUCACUGGAAUGGCAACCGAACUACUCACAGAAAAGAAUAAAAAGGAACAUGACUUGAUUGCAGAACUAGAGUUAUCCAGAAAAGUUAAGUCUCCAGAGACAGAAAAUCUACUGUUAGAUUUUGAAGCAGCUCAUGAAUCAGAGACAACUGAUUUCAAACCAAAAGAUGUGACUUUGAUUUCAAGAGAAGAAGUACUGAAGAGUGUGACAGAAUCAGAGGAAAGUGGUGAAGAAAGAGUUCUCUCAAUCAGCGGAAGUCGAGAAAUAAUUGAUGAGGAAAUCCUUGACAUGUGGAUUGAAACAUUGUCAGAGGAGAAUGAAAAACAUCAAGAAGAGCCUGAGCUUGGGAAGCAAAAGCACCCUGAAACAGAGUUGUCAAUUGAGAAGCAAACUGAGAAGGAUGAAGAGCUGCUUGUGGAGACAAAUUCAGGGGAGUCUGAAAUAGUGAGUGAUAUGGAGAUGUCUUUAUCGACUACAGAAUCUGGAUUUUCCGACCAGUCUCUCAGUGAAUGGGGAACACAAAACAAUGAAUCUCAAUUACCAAAAUCAAUUAGCACUGGGUCGAUCCACGGCAUGUUUGACGUGUUUGGGAAUGUGUCUGCAAGCAUCCCCAAAUCGUCCCCACAACAACAUGACUCUGAAUGUCAGGAUGCAUCGAUGAGGGGAACAGAUGUGGCAGGGCAAUUGUAUCUGAAAGACAAUCUUAGUCAGGAUUCUGAAAAGACACUAGACAGCACGGAUGAGGAAACUGGAUCACAGGGAGAGAUUCAUGCAGAGGAAAAAGGUGUAUUAGGAGAAACAGGCUUAGAAAACACUGAAGAAGCAGAUGUAAAGUCACAGACAGAAGUGAGGGUUGAGGAAACAGUAAUUGAAGCAGAGGCUCUUGAGAUAAAUUUGUCAGACUCUCAAGAUGAAAUUAAACAUACUGAAUCAGCAAGUUCAGGAAAUUCAUCAGAGGUCUGGUCCGAGGAGGGGAUUUUGUCAACUGAAUCUGGCUCACAAGAAGAUUCAUCAACAGAAUCUGAAAAGAGUCCACUGAAGUUGCCUUUGCUAGACAACCUAAAGCCCAGAUGUUUGGAAGACAUUCCUGACUCGGUAUCAGGACCAAACAAGGCUGAGGUGGAGGACCAGCUGACAUCGCCUGAAGAUCAGACUGAGGUGGAUGUCUCUAAUCUGGACUUCACUGCGCAACGGUCAAGAAUUGCUGUAAAGAAUCCUCUAGUCAGGCCCCCCAAAGAUCCCCGCUCCCUGAUACUCCUGCCCUCAUUGGAUCCAACACCAGUUCCCCGUCUGCAGACCAAAGUCCCUGCAGCUGUGCCUUUGGGAGGCAUGGGCAUCGGAAUAAAACUGCCUGGGCUUGGUGCUGGUUUUCCUGUUCUGAAAAAGACACAACGAAAGGGGAAAGAUGAAAACAGCCCGGAAAGCAACCCACAGGAGCCUGAGACAAAGCCAGAGGAGAUGAGUGAUACUCCCAAACAAGAUGAGACACAACACAAACCUAGAUGGAUGCCACCAAAACAUCCUGGAUUUGGAAACCCACUGAUGUCUGAGCUGAAGACCAAACUAAAGAAAACAACCAAAGACUGAGAAGGAGGCUAAUUGUCAUGUCUGUUGUGAAUAUUUGAAUGUAAUAUAUAACUUGCUUUAUUAUGGUAUAUUUUCCAGAUGUGAUACAGUGAUAAAAUAUUCUUCAUUUUAAUAUUGUUCUGUAUGUUUAACGUUUGUAAUAAAGCUUGGCCACCGAACAAA